AUGCUUCUACUACCACCUAGUGUAUACAAUAGUGCUGAUGAACUUUUUCAAAGUGUACAAAAGUUCAUCAAUUCCCAAGGGUAUGCUCUGUCAGUAGCACAGCUAAUAUUAAAAAACAUAAUUGAUACUCCUCCACUUGCAUUGCAAAAUUCCCAAGUAGUUAUUACAAAAGGACGUUCUUUAGAUAUCUCUAAUAAGCAAACCAAUUUAACCAGAAGAGAUCUUUUUGGUUUUGA
Messenger RNA from Dentiscutata erythropus, 236 nucleotides. The record is from the annotation of a GenBank genome assembly. NCBI's taxonomy places the organism in Eukaryota, Fungi, Glomeromycota, Glomeromycetes, Diversisporales, Gigasporaceae.